UGCCAGCCCAUCCUCCAUCCAGUGGGUUGAGGCACAUUCUUGGCUGGUGGGAAGAAGAAGAAGCUUUGCUAUGAAGUGAGAAAACCAGAGAGGUGACUGGAGGGGGACCUGGGGUUGAGGGACGAUGCUGGCCACCCCCAUUGGGAAGAUGGAAUAUGUUGAUGUUGACGCUGCCCAGCCGUGCUUGGGUGAACAGGAAGACAGUUGCCCAAGUUGAUCCACAGUCAUUCACCUGGCUGUUAAGGCUGACAGGAUUUCGUGGUUGUCUCCAUCCCCAAGGCUCCGUGGACGCCCUUCCCGGGAGCACAUAUCCAGUGUCCUCUGGGGAGUAGUGGAGCCAACUUCAGGACUGACUGACCAUGACUUCCAUAAAGGAGCAAGCAGCAAUUAGCCGGCUCUUGAGUUUUUUACAGGAUUGGGACAACGGCGGCAAAGUCGCAAGGAGUCACAUCCUCGACAAUUUCAUCAAGACCAACCAAGGCAAGACCUCUCCUGAACUGGAGCAGGAGUUUUCCCAGGGAGCCAGCUUGUUCCUGGUACGCUUGACCACCUGGCUUAGACUCAUCUAUAUGACUGGCUCCUGUUUAGAUAAGCUUCUACAGUCUAUUGGCAUCUUCUUGUCAGCGGUGAGCAGUAAUCAGUACCUUAGAGAAUUUCUGGAAGUUGGAGGCGUCCUAACACUCUUGGAAAUACUUGGGCUGGAGAAGAUCAGGGAGGAGGACAAGAAGGAAUCCAUCAAGCUACUUCAGGUUAUUGCAAACUAUGGCAGGAAGUACAAGGAGCUCAUCUGUGAAAGCUAUGGUGUACGAUCCAUAGCAGAAUUUUUGGCAAAGUCUAAAUCCGAAGAGACCCAGGAGGAAGUGCAGCUUCUGUUGGAUUCUUUGGUCCACGGAAACCCCAAGUACCAGAAUCAAGUCUACAAAGGUCUAAUAGCUUUGCUGUCCUGCACAUCACCAAAAGCUCAGCAGCUGUCCCUGCAGACUCUCAGGACUGCGCAGUCGAUCAUUGGAACCACCCACCCCAGCAUCGUGGAGUGCGUGCUGAAGGUGCUGCGCACAAUGCACCUGGAAGUCCAGUAUGAAGCCAUCGAGCUGAUCAAGGACCUGGUCAACUAUGACGUGUGCCAGGCGCUGCUCAAGGGCCUCGUGGAGCUGCUGAUACCGUCCGUCAAGGAGACCAGCAAACUGCAACCCAAGAUCCUCAACGACUCCUUGGUUCCCCAGCUCACCGCCCACCUGCCGGUGUUUUUGCAGCAGGCUGCGGCGGCCAAGGCCAUCGGGAUCCUGGCGCGCAGCAACACGAGCAUCGCCGAGGAGAUGCUGCACCUGCGCGUGGUGCACAGCCUAUUGGCCGCCAUGGGCAACUCGGACCACAGCAACAGCCAGCGGCAGGCCAGCCUCACGCUGGAGUCACCCCGCCGCCCCCCGCGGCCGCAGUACUUCGUGCAGGUGUUCCCGGUGGUGGAGGAGCACGUGCGCAGGUCCAUGGGAGAGGAGCUCUACAAGCUCUUCCUCAGCAAUGCCGAGGACUUGUACGUGAAAAUAGAUAGCAUUCAGGCGGACAUCUUGGCGGCCAAUAAAGUCAAUGUUUCCAAAGGAUCAGCUGGCUUACAUCACAUACUUCCAGAAGGAGGAUGUGGAGGGAGAGGAGUAACAGAGCCUCUGAGGCAAUCCAGGAAGGCCCGGGCUGUGUUUCAGGAAGCCUGGCAGAAGGAUCCUGGGGUCACGCUCAUGGUGACUCCACUGGCCCAGGUGGGAGGCUGAGGGUUGGGCCUGCCAGGAGAGGAGAGGGAGAGCUGCUGGCUGGCAAGAAUUCAAUAAAUAAUCUUGCUAUAUGUCUGUUCUCUGUGUAGCGGGGCGGGGGAAUUAAAUGAGAGCUUUGUUGAUGGGCUGGGGUUCCUCUGCUCAUCCAGGAAAAAAGCUGGUCUGGAGGGAAGGAACAUCGAUAUCCUGGAAGAUUUAAGAGUGUAGCCUGAGGAGAGAACUUCACCUCUGCUCCCUACUGGCCCCUGCACGCUCUCCUCCAGGAGACCACACUCAUCUGCUUUUUUUCCUACCUCUGGUUGCUUCCUCUCAUUCUCUUUUGCUGAUUAAUCCUCUCAACCCAGCUUCUUUCAAGUUAGAGUAACCUGGAGCCUCUUCUCUACUUUUUCACCCUGGUGAUCUCAUCCAGUCUCAGAACUUUAAAUGCCAUUUAUACACCAUUGACUCCCACAUUUCUAUUUCCAGUUAAAUAUUUCCACCUCCUUAUGUCCAAAACUGGACUUCUGAUCUGUGCCACCUUCCCCAGCACAACUGAUGGCAACUCAUCGUUUCUGCCACUCAGAACAAAAUAGUGUUCUCUUGGGCGCCUGGGUGGCUCAGUUGGUUAAGCGACUGCCUUCGGCUCAGGUCAUGGUCCUGGAGU
Molecule: messenger RNA, 2406 nt
Organism: Zalophus californianus (California sea lion)
Lineage: Eukaryota; Metazoa; Chordata; Mammalia; Carnivora; Otariidae
Gene: ARMH1
Product: armadillo like helical domain containing 1
Exons: 15
Coding region: 360-1763 (467 amino acids)
Source: RefSeq, a predicted model, not a curated record